AUGGAUAAGGACCUGGGAAGAAAUAGGGCCGGAAGUGACAGUAGAGCCUACCCUGAGGAGAAAGCCACAGGAUCCCAGGCCUAUGCUGAGGAGAAAGCCAUUAAAUCUGAGGGCUAUGACAUGAAUGAAGCCAUAGAAUCUGAGGCCUACACUGAGAAUGAAGCCAUAGGAUCUGAGGCCUACACUGAGAAUGAAGCCAUAGGAUCUGAGGCCUACACUGAGAAAGCCAAAGGAUCCAGUGCCUAUGGCUCAGAUGAAGCCACAAAAUCUGAGACCUAUGGUGAUGAAAAAGCCAUACAGUCCGAGGCCUAUGCUGUGAAUGAAGCCAUAGAAUCCGAGGCCUAUGGUGCAAAUGAAGCCAUAGAAUCCGAGGCCUUCACUGAGGAAAAAGCCAUAGGAUCUGAGGCCUACACUGAGGAGAAAGCCAUAGGCCCCGCAGCCUACACUGAGGAGAAAGCCAUAGGCCCCGCAGCCUACACCGUGUCUGAAGCCACAGGCCCCGCAGCCUUUGACACCUCUGAAGCCACAGGCCCGGCAGCCCCGUCUGCAGCCCCAGGCCCCGCGGCCUUUGACACCUCUGAAGCCACAGGCCCCGCGGCCUACACCAGCCUUGAAGCCACAGCCCCCACGGCCUCCGCCCCUUCUGAAGCCACAGCCCCCGCGGCCUAUGCCCCGUCUGCAGCCCCGGGCCCUGUGGCCUACGGUGGCUUUGAGUCCGCCAUGGCAGGCCGGGCGCAGCGCGUGUUCGUGGUGGCGUCGCGGGCGCCAGCAGCCACGGCUCUGACGCUGCCUGAGGGCGCCGCGCUGCGGCUGGGCUGCCGAGCGGAGGCGGAGCCGGCGGCGCGCGUGGGCUGGCUGCUGCCGGGCGGGCGCUGGGCCUGGGCGGGGACGGAGCUGGGGACGGACGGCGUCGGGGUCGGGGCGGACGGGACGCUGACGCUGCCCACGCUGGACCCAAGGCACGCCGGGCGCUAUGUGUGUGUGGCUGCCAACGCGCUGGGGCUGGCGCGCUGGGACGCCGACGUCAGCGUGGGCGGGGCGGCGGGGGACAAGAUGGCGGAAGCCAAGAUGGAAGGCAACAAGAUGGCGGAAAGCAAGAUGGAGGGAAUUAAGAUGGUGGAUUCCAAGAUGGUGGACACCAAGAUGGCGGAAUCCAAAAUGGAGGGAAGCAAGAUGGCCGAAAACAUGGCAGAAUCUAACAUGCCCGACCCCUACAUGGCGGAUUCCAAGAUGGCCAAAAACAAGAUGGAGGGAACCAAGAUGGCGGAAUCCAAGAUGGAAGGAAACAAAAUGGCGGAAGCCAAGAUUGCAGAAUCCAAGAUGGAGGGAACUAAGAUGGCGGAAGCCAAGAUGGACGAAACGAAGAUGGCAGAUGCCAAGAUGGCAGAAUCAAACAUGGAGAGAAGCAAGAUGGAGGGAACCAAGAUGGCCAAAAACAUGGUGGAAUCCAACAUGGCCGACACCAACAUGGCGGAUUCCAAGAUGGUGGACGCCAAGAUGGCGGAAUCCAAAAUGGAGGGAAACAAGAUCAGGGAAAGCAACAUGGCAGAAUCCAAGAUGGAAGGAAUCAAGAUGGCGGAAAACAAGAUGGAAGGAAUAAAGAUGGCCGAAAACAAGGUGGUGGAAUCAAAGAUGGAGGAAUCCAAGAUGGAGGGAAUUAAGAUGGCGGAUUCCAAGAUGGUGAAGGCCAAGAUGGCGGAUUCAAAAAUGGCGGAUUCCAAGAUGGCGGGCGCUGCUGCGGAAGCGGCCGCGGGGGCGUCGCGUGGCGCUGACGUCAUUGUUGACGUGCCUAGCUCGGGCCUGGGCACCGGGGAAGCGCGGCUGUGGCGUCGGCGUCCUGCGGGCGGCCCGGGGCGCGGGCACCCUCCCGCCCCCCGCGCCGCCCCCGCCAGCCGCAGUUUCCGCAGUUUCGAGCCCGCCUUGCCGCGCCGCCCGCGCCCGCCAGUGGCUGCCGAGCACAUCCGGCCUGAGCACUGGGCGCGAAUCCUGGCGCGCGUGCGCGGCCGCGGCACGGGUGACUUCCGGGCCCUGUCUCCACGGAGACCUCCUCGCUUCCGGUGUCCACACUUCCGGUUUCUACACUUCCGGUUUCGAUGCAAAUAUCCCCACUUCCGGUCUCUGUGUCUUCCGCCGACCCACUUCCGGUCUCCACUCAGACCUCACCACUUCCGGUCUCCACUCAGACCACCCCACUUCCGGUCUCCACACUGCCGGUUUCCACUAAAACAUCACCACUUCCUGUCUUCACUACUUCCGCCUACCCACUUCCGCUCUCCCCGCAGACCUCCCCACUUCCAGUCUCCACUCGGACCCCUGUACUUCCUGCUUCCACACUUCCAGUUUCCACUCGAAAAUUCCUACUUCCGGUCUCCACUCGGACCACCCCACUUCCGGCUUCCACACUUCCGGUUUUGUCUCGAACAUCCCCACUUCUGGGCUCCACUCGCAGAUCUACACUUCCGGUCUCCACAAGGAGAUCCCCACUUCCGGUCUCCAUUCGGACUACCCCACUUCCUGUCUCCCCACUUCCGGUUUCCACUCGGAAAUCCACACUUCCGGCCUCCACUACUUCGGCCUACCCACUUCGGUUUUCGACUGAGAGAUCCCCACUUCCGGCUUCCACACCUCUAG
Messenger RNA from Dipodomys ordii (Ord's kangaroo rat), 2631 nucleotides. RefSeq lists its product as uncharacterized. The transcript is spliced from 2 exons. Bases 1 to 2631 code for a protein of 876 amino acids. NCBI's taxonomy places the organism in Eukaryota, Metazoa, Chordata, Mammalia, Rodentia, Heteromyidae. The record is from RefSeq and is a predicted model, not a curated record.